AUGUUCCAUGAGAGGCUAAAAUUGGCUGCAUUCGGCUGCGAGGCUGGUAGCUACAAGACCCCUCAGCUUUCGUUAACGUAUAAGAGCUCCACCGUCCCGCCAUGGCUAGUAACCAUCAGUCCUCCCCUCUCUUCCAUUCUCAUCCUACACUGUUUGAGUAAAUCAUUUCCUGAACUCCUUUUCGCUUCAUCGUUUCGAAAUAACACCGCCAAAAUGGUCAAGAUUGCGAUUGUCUACUACUCGAUGUACGGCCACAUCAAGCAGCUCGCUGAUGCUGAAAAGGCCGGUGUCGAAAAGGCUGGCGGCACUGCCGAUCUCUUCCAGAUCCCCGAGACCCUGCCCCAGGAUGUUCUCGACAAGAUGCACGCUCCUGCCAAGCCCACCGACGUGACCGUCCUCGAGGAUCCCCAGCAGCUCCUCGGCUACGACGGCUUCCUGCUCGGAAUUCCCACCCGUUACGGCAACUUCCCUGCCCAGUGGAAGACUUUCUGGGACAAGACUGGCCAGAUCUGGUCCUCGGGCGGCUACUGGGGCAAGAAGGCCGGUGUCUUCAUCUCCACUGGCACCCUCGGCGGUGGCCAGGAGUCGACCGCUCUCGCCGCCAUGUCGACUCUUGCCCACCACGGCAUCCAGUUUGUCCCUCUGGGUUACGCCAAAUGCUUCGGUCAGCUGGCCGACCUGAGCGAGGUCCACGGCGGCUCUCCCUGGGGUGCCGGCACCUUCUCCGCCGGCGACGGCUCCCGCCAGCCCACCCCCAAGGAGCUCGAGGUUGCCACCAUCCAGGGCGAGGCCUUCUACAACGCCGUCAAGGGCGCUUGA
Messenger RNA from Akanthomyces muscarius, 819 nucleotides. RefSeq lists its product as uncharacterized. Lineage: Eukaryota; Fungi; Ascomycota; Sordariomycetes; Hypocreales; Cordycipitaceae. Gene Ontology annotation, molecular function: NAD(P)H dehydrogenase (quinone) activity; FMN binding. The coding region runs from base 1 to 819 and encodes 272 amino acids. The transcript has 3 exons. The record is from RefSeq and is a predicted model, not a curated record.